AUGACCGCGAAUCUUAAUCUGGGGUCAGUGAAGAGCCGCGUUCGCGCUUUGCUCAAGCAAGUGAGGGAAUCUGCUUUUCAUCUACGUGCAGCGCUGGAUCGCUUCGGCUCAGACGAUAUCUGGUUCAACAUCGCUUUGGACGAGGUUGCUACGCUUGAGCCCGCAGUACUCAAGCGUGAGAGGUCCUUCUUGUGGAUCGAGGACCUGCGCUCCAUCUUUUGCCCAGCAGCCAAGAGCACCCAAUUGCCUCCUCGAUUUUGGCUGCUGCUCCUCGGUACCAAUGCUUGUUUUCAGGCACUAAGCCCCGCUGUGGCAGCCGCGGUGUCGAGCCGCGUCAACAAAGGAUACCUGCGCCAUCAUCAUCCCUUCACCAUGGCUGCUCGAAACGUCCAUCUAGACGCAAACUCUGAGCUCCUCGACGCAAUCGAAAGUGCGCCACCCAUCAAAGCAUGUCAAGUCCACGUAUUGGCAUUUUUUGGUCGACCGCUUUGGCACGCCAUGAUCAGCUACGACGAACAGGAUCCUUUGAAUGGGGAACCUGAUAUCGAAAAUUUGGGAGAUGCCGUGAACAGCUUUGUGCUCAACAAAGUUCUCAAGACCGUCGAUUCAGGCGUGGACCUCCAACCAGCAAACCUCACCGAAGCCCAAUGCUUUGCGCUACUCAGUCAGAGGAUGGAGCUUGACGAUGGUGCGAGUAUUGCACAGACGGACUCCAGGCUGCCUGGGAGUGCAAUUGAGUUCCAAAAGACUCAGAUCAACGAGCAUCUUAGGAUCCUUGAUGAUAUGAACGCUGCAGGAAACGCCAUCAAGACAUACACAAUGUGCGAGCCACUGGUCUCUGCCAUCGUGGCCAUUGCCAUGUCGAGGGAUCUGACAGCUCAAGCAGCGGUAUGGAAAACAUGUUGGACACAUCUCCACUCUCUCAUCGCCACAAGGGCCAUCAUCGACCAAGGUGCCUAUGGCGAGGUCACUGCACAAGGGCUAAUCUGCAUUUGCAAAGAUGCAGCCUCUCGACCAAAUCCUGCCAGAUUUGGUCUGUCUGUGCAUGAGCAGCCAGAUGCCUGCAGCCCCGUCACCCAAUUUGUCCAGGCCAGCAGUUUCCUCUGCUCCCUCUUGAGUACCAUCAACAUGAGUGCAGGGAGUACAAGGGUGUUCAACAACUUGCUUGCAGACAUGGAAGACUGUUGGGUGAACUUCACCCGCUUCUCAAGAGCCCAAAGAAGAUGGCAAGAAAUCUUUCCAUUUGAGCUCAAGGUAGCUUGGACCAGGAUGACUGCCAUCAUAGGUGCCACAGGACAAGCAGAUUGGGACCUGCUCAUUCCUGUGUACUGCGGAGACUUGAGAACACCCUUGAAGCAGAACUUCACAUUCAUCAUUGUGCAAGUCAAGUCAAGGAAGGAUCCUGUCAAGUCUUGCCACCCAAUCAGUCAGCCAUGGGCUUAUCAGGGUGCUAAGGCUCCCAUUUCCAUUGUGCUCAACCUUGGCACAAGUGUUGCUGGUCAAGAAGAGGUCUUUGUGCGUUGCCACCCACCUGCUCCUGCUGAAGACAGGCCAAAAACGCGCAAAUACAGCUCCCAUGAGCCGUGGUACCAUGAGCUGUAUACGGUUGGCUAUCACUGGCAGAACCACCCAGGACUGCGCCUGCUUGGCGCUGCAGCUGAAGACUUUAACCUGACAAAGUACUUUCGACAGCCUCAUCAUGUGGAAGGGCGCGAACAGGACUCUGCUUAA
Messenger RNA from Ceraceosorus guamensis, 1731 nucleotides. RefSeq lists its product as hypothetical. The record is from RefSeq and is a predicted model, not a curated record. Lineage: Eukaryota; Fungi; Basidiomycota; Exobasidiomycetes; Ceraceosorales; Ceraceosoraceae. The transcript has a single exon. Bases 1 to 1731 code for a protein of 576 amino acids.